Messenger RNA from Trypanosoma theileri, 960 nucleotides. RefSeq names its product putative heat shock protein-like protein. The coding region runs from base 1 to 960 and encodes 319 amino acids. Gene Ontology annotation, cellular component: cytosol. The transcript has a single exon. Gene Ontology annotation, molecular function: protein-folding chaperone binding. The record is from RefSeq and is a predicted model, not a curated record. NCBI's taxonomy places the organism in Eukaryota, Euglenozoa, Kinetoplastea, Trypanosomatida, Trypanosomatidae.
AUGUCCAAUCUGUAUGAUGUACUUGGUGUCCUUCACGAGGCGGAUGAUGACGCUAUUGCGAAGGCGUACCGCCGACAGUCUAUGGCUUUCAAUCCGCAGUGCCAUCCAGAUCACCCCGACCCAAAGUCACUGGAGAAACAGUUCAAACACGUUUCACAAGCAUACGUUGUGCUUUCCAAUCCAAAGGCGCGUGGUAUUUACGAUUUAUACGGAGAGGAAGGUGUACGGCAUGGUGGCACAGGCCAACAGGGCAUUCCUGGAGGUAUUGAUCUUGACGCCAUUGACCCAUAUGCGGUCUUUCGUCAGUUCUUUGGUGUAGAUAAUCCAUUUCAAGUGAUUGGCAAUAUCAGUGGACUACGCAAUAAUCUUCAUGAAUUCUUCAGUACCACAGCGGUGAUUCCCAAGACCCUUGCGAAGGUGCCAUCGAUUGAGGUGCAGUUGCCUAUUACACUAGAAGAUGUUUUCUACGGCGCCGUGCGUCGAGCCACGUGGGAGUCUCGCAUUGUCCGUCAAGGACAAGAAACCGUUGUCCCGGAGUACUUUGAUCUCCGCGUGCCGAAGGGUGCACAUGCGGGCGAUAAAUUUAUUGUGGAUGGAAAGGGUGACUGGAAGGAGGGAUUUGCGCGUGGUGAUGUUGUGGUGACGCUGCAGCUGCUCCCGCAUGAUCGUUUCCGCCGCGAGGGAGAUGACUUGGUAGUUGUGAUUCCCAUCACCCUCAGCGAGGCGCUCUGCGGAGUGACGCUCACAGUGAAGACUAUGGAGGGAAGUGAAAUCACGGUGCUUAUUGAUGAGAUUGUGCAUCCAAAGUACCGUCGCCGUGUGGCCGGACACGGACUCACACGCAGUGAAGAUCCAUCCAAUCCAAGAGGGGAUCUUAUUGUGGAGUGUGACACGAAAUUCCCUGGCUUUCUAACACUGGAGCAGAGAUCAGAGUUACGACGUAUAUUGGACGCCCAGUGA